This is a messenger RNA of Triticum turgidum subsp. durum (durum wheat), 1464 nucleotides long. The record is from the annotation of a GenBank genome assembly. NCBI's taxonomy places the organism in Eukaryota, Viridiplantae, Streptophyta, Magnoliopsida, Poales, Poaceae.
AUGGACGGUGCGGCAGCCACCUGGACGCCCCGGAAGCAGGUGGUGCUGUACCCUUCGCCCGGCAUGGGCCACCUGGUGUCCAUGAUCGAGCUCGGCAAGGUCCUCGCGGCUCGCGGCCUCGCCAUCACCAUCGUCAUCGUGAGCCUGCCGUUCGUGGACACCGGCGCGAGGGGGCCUUUCCUGGCCGGCGUCACCGCGGCCAACCCCUCCAUCUCCUUCCACUGCCUCCCGCAGGUCGACGUCCCGCCGCUCGACUCCGACCACCCCGAGGCGGUCACCUACGAGGUCGCCGGCCUCUCCAUCCCGCACCUCCGCGGCUUCCUCGCCGGCGCCUCCCCGGCCGUCCUCAUCGUCGACUUCUUCUGCAGCAUCGCGCUCGACGUCGCCGCCGAGCUUGGCGUCCCCGGAUACUGUUUCUUCACGUCUCCCGCGGAGGUCUUGGCUUUUUCCCUGUAUUUGCCGGUCCUGCAUGCUCGGAGCGCGGCCAGCUUUGGGGAGAUGGGGGAGGAGCUCGUGCACGUGCCGGGGAUCCCCGCGUUGCCGGCGACCCACUUCCCCAAGCCGCUCAUGGACCGUGACGACGUGGCGUACAGAUGGUCCCUCAGAGUGUCCCCCGACCUCUGCCGCUCCCAGGGAAUCAUUGUCAACACCUUCCGCUCGCUCGAGCCACGCGCGGUGGACGCCAUCGCUGCCGGGCUCUGCACGCCUCCCGGCCUCCCGACGCCGCCGGUCUACUGCAUCGGGCCGCUGAUAAAGUCGGAGGAGGUGGGCGUGAAGCGCGGCCACGAGUGCCUGGCAUGGCUGGACACGCAGCCGACGGCCAGCGUGGUGUUCCUCUGCUUCGGCAGCCUCGGCGUGUUCAACGCAGAGCAGAUCAGGCAGGUGGCCAUCGGCCUGGAGGCCAGCGGCAAGAGGUUCCUGUGGGUCGUGCGGAGCCCGCCGAGCGACGACCCGACAAAGAAGUUCGAGGAGCCGCCGGAGCCGGACCUCGAUGCUCUCCUCCCGGAGGGCUUCCUGGACCGGACCAAGGGCACGGGUCUCGUCGUCAAGUCAUGGGCGCCGCAGCGGGACGUGCUGGCGCAUGGCGCGGUGGGCGGUUUCGUGACGCACUGCGGGUGGAACUCCGUGCUCGAGGUGAUCAUGGCCGGCGUGCCCAUGCUGGCCUGGCCGCUGUACGCGGAGCAGCGGAUGAACAGAGUGUUCCUGGAAAAGGAGCUGGGUCUGGCUGUGGCGGUGGAUGAAUAUGACAAGGAGGUGGUGGACGCCGACGAAGUGGCGGCAAAGGUGAGGUGGCUGAUGGACUCCGACGGCGGCAGGGUGCUCCGGGAGUGGACGCAGGCGGCUAUGCGACGGGCCAAGCAGGCGCUGGGCGAGGGUGGGGAGUCGAAUUUGACGUUGACGCGACUGGUCCAGGGCUGGAUGCUUGACGUGGGCAAUGACGUGAGUUCGGCUGAGAAAAGAUAG